AAAAAGUCAAUUCCACGGCUCCAUCCAAUAGGAUCUCGCCACUUGGUUCCUGCAAUUUCACCUGUAUUCCUUUUCCCCCAAAACAAGAUUUUCGAUUCUAUUCGGACAUCUUCUAUUGAAUCCGUCAGCGUGGGACUCUCUCCUCCUCGAUUAAGUUUGGGUCAAAAAAUGGAGGGUGGGUUUGGGGAAUCGAUGAAUAGACAACCCCCAAGCCCUUCGUUUGCAAGCAGUAGCAAUAACAACACUGAUGCUGGAGAUUUUGAGUGUAAUAUUUGCUUCGAUUUGGCUCAAGACCCUAUAGUUACUCUCUGUGGUCAUCUCUUCUGCUGGCCUUGUCUCUACAAAUGGAUUCACAUCCACUCGCAUUCGCACGAGUGCCCUGUUUGUAAGGCUCUCAUUGAAGAGGAGAAGCUGGUUCCCCUAUACGGCCGUGGAAAGAAUUCUACCGACCCUCGCUCUAAGUCAAUUCCCGGAAUGGAGAUUCCACAUCGCCCCACUGGUCAAAGGCCCGAAACAGCUCCUCAACCUGAUCCACAUGCCAAUGCUAAUGCCAAUGCGUUUGCUCACCAAGGAUAUGGAUUUAUGGGAGGCUUUGGCCCCUUUGGUGGUUUUUCGCCUGUGAGUGCUAGGUUUGGAGGCUUCACAUUAUCUGCAGCACUUGGGGGAAUAUUCCCGUCAAUGUUUAACAUUCAAGUGAAUGGAUUCCCGAAUCCCAACAUGUAUGGAGCAGGCCAUGGUUUCCCGUACGGGUAUCAUAAUCCAUUCCAUGGUGCACAUGCUCAUGGAUUCCCUCAUCAUCAAAACCAGGAACAGCAAGUGGAUUCCAACUUGAAGCUCCUAUUCUUGGUGAUCGGAUUCUGUGUGCUUCUAAGUUUAAUUUGGGGUUGAGGUUGCUCAUCAACUCUUGAAGUGGAGGAAAAAGUAAAUCAAAGAGCUGAAUGCUUUGAAGUUUGUUGUAUCUGGAAAACAAUUUUAGUGAAAUCAUGUAAACUCUUUGAUGUGGUGGAAAAGUAAAAUCAAAUGAAACAAUUCAUUAUCUGGAGAUCAUGUUUGAUGUACUAACUGGAAAAAGGAUUGGAUGGGCAAAGUGUCUAGCCAUUUAAACAACAUAGUUUGUAUUUCUGCAAAACAAUUUCAUUUUAUUAAAAUAAAUAUUUUUUCUUUUCUUUUC
Molecule: messenger RNA, 1171 nt
Organism: Salvia hispanica
Lineage: Eukaryota; Viridiplantae; Streptophyta; Magnoliopsida; Lamiales; Lamiaceae
Biological process (GO): ubiquitin-dependent protein catabolic process
Cellular component (GO): endoplasmic reticulum
Molecular function (GO): metal ion binding; ubiquitin protein ligase activity
Source: RefSeq, a predicted model, not a curated record